Molecule: messenger RNA, 1138 nt
Organism: Meriones unguiculatus (Mongolian gerbil)
Lineage: Eukaryota; Metazoa; Chordata; Mammalia; Rodentia; Muridae
Product: V-set domain-containing T-cell activation inhibitor 1-like
Exons: 4
Coding region: 116-841 (241 amino acids)
Source: RefSeq, a predicted model, not a curated record
ACUGUGAGCAACUUCACUUCCUGGGAAUCACUUUUGUCUUGAUCACAGUGUGUUUUACAGAAGAAUUCUGGCUUGGGCCUUUACUUUAUAAGUGGAGAGAGAGAAAGAGACUGCAAUGGCAGUGUCGACAGAAGAGGUACGGGCCCACCCGUUCACUGAUGUGAUCCUGGAUUGUGAAUUCUCCUUUAUAGAGGGCACGGAAAACCUUGAGUUUUACUGGGAAAGAGAAGACAUAAUAGAGGAAUAUGAAGUGGAAGAUCGUGAGUUUUAUCGCUUUUUCAGAUAUUAUGAUUUCUUUCAAGUUUUCACGAAGGUGGUUUAUCAGUUUUACGAUAAUGCAGAGCAACUUGAAGAUCAAAAUGCUUUAUAUGAGGGAAGAGUCUCUGUGGACCCAAGCGAAAUUUCUGAGGGCGUUCUGUCCCUUCAACUACGAAACGUGGAUUUCUCCGACGAAGCUUUGUACAAGUGCUCAGCUGUCACCCCUAACGGGAGAGGAGAGAGUACAGUAAAGCUGGUUGUGGAAGAUUCUGAAAUGCCCCAGGUGAAGUUUGACAAGAUUGACGAUGAAGAUGUGGCUACGUGCACGUCUAAGGGCUGGUACCUCACACCCAAUGUGACCUGGUUGGACCGGGGAGAGAGGGACCUGAGCAACCACAGCACGGUGGAGAUCCUGGAGGAGCAGAUGAACGGCCUGUACCGCGUGUACUCUGUCCUCAGAUAUCCGGUCAAGUUAAAUGAGAAAUACGUGUGCCACAUCUCAGAGACGAAUGAAAACAACCGGCCCAUCAGAUCCAUUCGGCGGUACCCGAAGAAAAGGUUCCGUGACUCUGACUACUAUUAAAACAUUUGAAUGAUCUCUUCCUGAGAACCUGCCAUGCCUGGAGUCAGUGGAAUUCCUGUUUUUUCUUCUGACACUGACUGAUCAAAAACUUAAAACAAAACAAAACACCCACAAAAACAAGGGGGUAAUCAGUCUGGAGUGUUAAAUAGUACCAGAGUCUUGCUUCAUCUCUGUUUUUAUCUUUUGUUUAAAGAUUUGUUGUAGUUAACCUCGCUCUUCCAACAUGUUAAACUCUGAGUAAAAUUCAGAGGUCUUAAGUGCAAAAUGAAAGAAGAUUAAAAUCCUUUGUGUCACGUG